AAUGGAAUGGCAAACCACUUCAGUAUUCUUGCCUUGAGAACCCCAUGAACAGUAUGAAAAGGCAAAAAGAUAGGACACUAAAAGAUGAACUCCCCAGGUUGUUAGGUGCCCAAUAUGCUACUGGAGAUCAGUGGAGAAAUAACUCCAGAAAGAAUAAAGGGAUGGCGCCAAAGCAAAAACAACAUCCAGUUGUGGAUGUGACUGGUGAUAGAAGAAGCAAGGUCUGAUGCUGUAAAGAGCAAUAUCGCAUAGGAACCUGGAUUGUUAGGUUCCAUGAGUAAAGGCAUAUUGGAAGUGGUCAAACAGGAGAUUGCAAGAGUGAACAUUGACAUUCUAGGAAUCAGCGAACUAAAAUGGACUGGAAUGGGUGAGUUUAACUCAGAUGACCAUUAUAUCUACUAUUGUGGGCAAGAAUCCCUUAGAAGAAAUGGAGUAGCCAUCAUAGUCAACAAAAGAGUCCGAAAUGCAGUACUUGGAUGCAAUCUCAAAAAUGACAGAAUGAUCUCUGUCCGUUUCCAAGGCAAACCAUUCAAUAUCAUGGUAAUCCAUGCCUAUGCCGUGACCAGUAAUGCUGAAGAAGCUGAAGUUGAAUGGUUCUAUGAAGACCUACGAGACCUUUUAGAACUAACACCCAAAAAAGAUGUUCUUUUCAUUAUAGGGAACUGGAAUGCAAAAGUAGGAAGUCAAGAAACACCUGGAGUAACAGGUGGCAGCUGCAUUUAACUCCGUGAACAUUUAAGCAUAUUCUUCGUGACAGGCACCAUACUGAAUACUAAAGAUAGAGGGUUGAAGGCGACAUGUUCAUUUUCCAAAGGAACUCAUAGUCUGCUAUACUCAGAUUCCCUGAGGCUUUUCCCAAUGAACACUCUUCUUUUUUUAAAAUCUCUUAGGCUAUGCUAAUAUUUCUUAUUUUUCCAUUUGGCUGUAGCAUGGAAACCUCAUGUGUUUUGU
Dama dama (fallow deer) is the source of this 951-nucleotide messenger RNA. RefSeq names its product craniofacial development protein 2-like. Gene Ontology annotation, molecular function: catalytic activity. The record is from RefSeq and is a predicted model, not a curated record. The transcript is spliced from 2 exons. Bases 274 to 723 code for a protein of 149 amino acids. Lineage: Eukaryota; Metazoa; Chordata; Mammalia; Artiodactyla; Cervidae.